AUCUGUCUCGUGGGUGGGUGUUUGUUGAUUAUUGAUUGUGUUAUCAUGUACGUUAUCAGUGAUGGCACUACCUUCUUCACUGAAUGUUUUUAGAAUUAUUUGAAAAACUCCGUUUGUUUUUUCUAAUCCGUGUGUCAUCCUGCAUGUUGUAUAACUUGAGGAAACUCGAGAAAUUAAUAGGCAAGUAAAUUUACCUCAAAAUUUUCUGUUCGGUCUCUUCAAGUCGCUCUCCAUGUCAGCCCAUUUCAUCAAUGGCAAGUCCAACACAAGCAAGGAGAUAAUCGGUCUAUCUACGGCUGCUUAAAAUCCAUCGGCCAUGCGCUAUCUUCUAAUAUGGGCACUUGUCUCGCUGAAAUGCGAGCCCUAGACACUGUUCAAGUCCUGCACCAAACUGUUGUCUCACUACGGCAAGCCCUUGAAGGAUAUCAAAUAGAAUUAGAUUCUCUAAAGUCCUCUUCGAACAAAGCAAAUGUCACCUCAGUCGACUUCUUGGGGACAAUUGAAAAGCUCUCUGCCGAAAAUCAAGCACUCCGUAAAAAACUAUCAUCUUUAAGCAGUAGUGCUCUUCAGGAGAAACCGGUAAUUUUGAAACCAAUUGAACCUCCACCUUACUUUAAAGAAGGGAACUCGAAAAGUUUAAUGGAAGCGCAAAAGUCAGAAUCCUCCAACAGCGAUAACAGAGAAUCAGCGCAGGAACAAGUUAGUGAAGAGAAAAAAGAAAAUGUCAUGGAAGAAAAACCUGUGCAGAACAUUGUAAAUGUUACAGAUCCAAUGGAAGAAGAGAAAGAGUCUCAAGCACUUGUCUCCAAAAAUGAGGCUGAAAAAGUGAUGCAAGGGCUUGAGGAAACAGAAGAGGUAGAUGAUAUCGAGCUCAUCUUUACAACUGAUGAUACAAAAGAGUUAUGCACAUUACAAGAAGAUAUGGUCUCUAUCAAUGAGGCGGAUGCCUGGCAAUCCAAGCACUCUCAAUCUGUUUUUGCAGACACGGAUAUUUCCAAAUGUGGUGUUCUCAAUGAUGGUGAGCAUCCAAAUCAAUCGGCUCGCAGGAACACUGUAGCCCAUUCUUUUUCUUUGUAUCGUCCUCUCUCUCAAAGAAAAAAUUCAUACGGCAACAAGCUUCCCACGCAAAGCUCAGUUGUAAAAUUUGUUGACACAGCUAUGAAUGUUCGUCCUAUUCUUGUCGAGAAUAACAACCCAACUAACGAAUCUGAAGCACAAACUGAAAUAAGUGCUCUCCCACAGCAUUGGAAGUCUGAAAGUUACCUAGCUCAUCACAAAGUUUCUCACAAUUUCACCACUCUCCCAUCUAAGUUUUCGCUCUCCCCAGAAAACAUUCCCCCUCGAAAGCAGUCCCUUAAAUUGUGUGAAAAAACUCAAGAAGCGCGCCGUAUUCUCCUUUCAGAUAUUAACUUUACCAGCAUGGUUCCAGAACUUUCACAAAGUUUCGAUCACCUGUGCCAAAUCCAAGAAGACUUUGGGAUAACAUCAUUAUGCAAGAAUUAUCCUCGUGCUUUUUCAUUCAUGAAGAAUACAGACUACAUCAUGUCGCCAGGGUAUGGUAGUCAAAUCCCUUGGUCGCCUAGCCAGCAUUCAAGUUGGGAACAGUGUGAAUGCUCAUUAAUGUCCAUGUCCCCAUCUUCACCAUUAGACUUGGCAGGGAAUCGCAAUAGACGACAUUCAUUUCAGCCCACAGCUUUGUCACUGGACUCCGGAUGGAACAAUCGUCAGAUAUGGAGUUCUGUUCCGUCAUCACCUGUCCAUUGCCGCAGCGUGUCGCUCUCGGCAUCAUGUCAGCCUGUUUCUCGAUGUUUGCGGUCAGCAUCAGCACUCAAUCAUAACACAAGGAAGCCUAAACCUUUCUCCAGAGCUAGGAACAGAGUAGCUUUCAUGGAGCGCAAGUUUGGAACUUCUAUGCCAGACCUGCGCGAGCCAGAUAGUGGCGGAGAAUCAACAGAAUCAUUGAUUGAUGAUUCUGAACAAUCAUUAAGGAAGUCCAUCGAUGCAAUUACAACAGGAUCAGACCCUCUGACUCCAUGCCCCUUUCUUCGCCGCUGCUCAGAACCUCGUUUCAGAUUUGCCAGUCCAAAGAGAACAAACCAUCGACCUUUUAUCGUUAAAUCACCAUACGAAUUAAAAUUAAAUCAACUAGUAAAAGUCAUUACCCAGGAAGGAAGAAUAGUCAAUGGAAAAGUGAAGUAUGUUGGUCCGAUAAAAGGCAAGACUGAUACAUGGGUUGGUGUCCAAUUAGACUUUCCAAUCACUAGUGGAACAAAUGGAGCGAUUCAAGAUAACCGCUAUUUUGAAUGUGAGGAACAUUGUGGCGUAUUUGUACCUUUCAAAAAAGUUGUUCUUGCAUGGAAGGCAUGAUACACUCGUCCAGUCUCUCAAUGGCAAAUGGAUUCUUGAUCUCUCUCCUUUUAUGGAGACUUCUAGAGUAAAUUUUAUUUGUAAGUCCGUAAUCUUUGUGUAAAUACAUUUUUGAAAUUUUUUGUUAAAUGUCUCCUACCAACUUAGUUUCUAUGUAAUUAUUUCUCAAUACAAGAGUCAGUUUAAAAUGCAGCUGUAAUGAUAUUUUUUUAAAGAGGAGCUACAGUUCCACUUCAUUAUCCACAGUUAAUAAUGAAUUGACUCUACGCUUGAAGGUAGAUGAGCUUCUUACUAUGUAACCCAUGACCCCAGAAGAAAUCACCAAAAUGUUUCAUUUCUGUUGGUGUGAAAAGUUAACUCUUUUCACUAAUAAUGCUUUCUGAAAAAACUUUUGAACUAGCCCCUUCGUAUAGGAUUAUCCCCAGCAAUUGCUGAAAAAAGCAGUGUUUUUAAUAAAAUUGCCCUAAAUAAGAAAAAAGUUUUUCUAUUGAUUUUAUAGAUUUCAGAAAAUUUCCCCCAAAGUAUGAAAAAUGUACUCAAAGUCAUUUUCAAGCUGAAUAUUCAUUGGUUUUCUGCGAAAAACAUGAAAUCUAAGAGGAGAUAAGGCAAAAGUAAUGAAAUUUGGCUGGCUUGCAGACCAACUUGCCACGGCCAUCGAGUUGUAGCGUCUAUUAGUUUGCUUCUUCUCAUCUUCCCAAUUUUUUUUCGUUUGAGGGCAGACUGUUUUCAAGUCUCUACAUUGAAAACUACGCUUUUUUAUAGAAAGAAUUCGGGAGGCAGGAUUUGCAACCUCUGACUUAACAUAAGUAAUGCAGUAACAAAACUAUGAAAUAGUAACUCUAAAGUCUUCAAAAUCCUCAUAGUCACAAUUUUUUGAAGUGGUUUCCUGUUGAUUGGUAAACCCCUCUGCCAUUAUGGACUAACAUAUCCGUCGGUUUUUAGUGUAUUUUCCAAAGGAAAAUUUUAAAUUUAAAAGUGUAUUUCUGAAGAUUGAAAUUUUAUUCAGUCAUUCCUAGUGAUGCCAUAAAAUGAUGCACAAAAUGACAAUUGAAUAUUAUCUAGUCAUCCCUUUCUGUUGUUUUUUCUCUGUAAAUUUUUUUUGUAAAGAACGAUUUGCCUAGUAAGCAGCUUCUUCUUUUCAAUUUCUCUCUAGUCAGUCGUUUUUAUCAACUGUGCUUGAUUCAUUAAAUAUCUUGCUGUUUA
Messenger RNA from Bemisia tabaci, 3570 nucleotides. RefSeq lists its product as uncharacterized. NCBI's taxonomy places the organism in Eukaryota, Metazoa, Arthropoda, Insecta, Hemiptera, Aleyrodidae. The record is from RefSeq and is a predicted model, not a curated record.